AUGUUGACUUCAUUACGAGUUUCUGACUAUCUACUUGUUCAUGUUUAUACGGAUGAGGUGCUGUCAGGGGUGGCUGAGACCAUCAAGAACUUUGUCCUGAUCUACCAUGUUGACAUCACCAAGGUUCCUGACUUCAACACCAUGUACGAGCUGUACGACCCGUCAACGGUGAUGUUCUUCUUCCGCAACAAGCACAUCAUGAUUGAUCUUGGGACAAGAAACAACAACAAGAUCAACUGGGCAAUGAAAGACAAGGAAGAGUUUGUUGACAUCGUGGAGACUGUCUAUAGAGGAGCUCGUAAGGCUGUCGUCUGGUGA
Molecule: messenger RNA, 318 nt
Organism: Triticum turgidum subsp. durum (durum wheat)
Lineage: Eukaryota; Viridiplantae; Streptophyta; Magnoliopsida; Poales; Poaceae
Source: the annotation of a GenBank genome assembly